Molecule: messenger RNA, 4750 nt
Organism: Pongo pygmaeus (Bornean orangutan)
Lineage: Eukaryota; Metazoa; Chordata; Mammalia; Primates; Hominidae
Gene: PIP5K1A
Product: phosphatidylinositol-4-phosphate 5-kinase type 1 alpha
Exons: 17
Coding region: 1541-3085 (514 amino acids)
Biological process (GO): phosphatidylinositol phosphate biosynthetic process
Cellular component (GO): plasma membrane
Molecular function (GO): 1-phosphatidylinositol-4-phosphate 5-kinase activity
Source: RefSeq, a predicted model, not a curated record
UUACCAUUCCUCUUUAUUUAUUCAUUCCACACAUAAUUAUGGAGCCCCUACUAUGUACAAAGUCACAGGAGGAGCUGGAGAUACAAAAGUGAACCAAACAAAGUCCUUGCUCCCCAGAAGUUUUACAGUCUGCUCAGAGAGACAGGUCUUCCCACCAGGGUUCAUAGCCUACGGGGUACUUUGUUAAAAACGAGCAGUUACUACGAAGACUACAAUGGGAGAAAUUUUUCUGUGUAUCUCCAUGCCCUUUGGAGCACAGAUAAUUGACAGUUGGAGGCUAAAGGGCUUGGGUCGCGGGAAGGUUGUGAUAAGUCCCUGAUAGCCUCCCGUGCCCUUUUUUGACAGGUCUUCACUGAUUCAUGCAUCAAAUAUUUACUGAAUUCCGUCACUGUGCCUAGAUUUGUGCUUGAGGCAAACAAAACACAGAUCUAUUUCGAAUGCCAUUCAGAGGAAGGUAAGACAUGCACGCACGUUUAAUUAAAUAGUAAACAGAGUAGUAAAACUGGAAAAAGACUAAGAGUUCUUGGUGGUAUUAAAUGUUUUGUGAUAUUCGACACCUUAACGUCUCUGACUUGACACCAGUACUCCCGCAGAGAGUUCUUUCCUGGGUUAGGAAUUUCAGAGGACUUGGCGGACCGACUCUUGUCCCGAGUUCAGAUCACUCGACCCAGUCCUAGCAAAGAACUGAACCUAAGAGGACCUGCCGAGCCACCGUAGGGAUUGUCGGCCAACCCGCGCGCGCACAUCUUCCACCCGUUGACUCGUCAGGGCGUGAGGGCCCACCUCACGUGACCAUUAGCAGCCUCCCGAUUGGUUUUGCUCCUUUUCUCUCCCCAACUAGUGGGCUGAUGCCGCGAGAAGGUCGGGCGCAUGCGCAGUGCUCGGAUUUUGCUUGGCUACCAGGAGUGAAGCGGCCGGGUUGGGCGAUUAACAGGCGGUGGCUAGGGAGGACGGAGAGGGGGCGUUCGCUCCUCUGGGACUUUUCAUGCCUCGUUUUUUUUUUCAGAUGUGGCUUGGUCUGGACGCAAGGUCCCAGCAGCCAGCUUAAGCUUACUCUUCUGUGAAAGGGGAAAGUAUCGCCUGUGGAAAGCGGUUAAACUUGUGGAGGGGGUGCGAGACGUGAGUUCUCCCCCAUGCCAGGCGAAUGGUGUGGCCUUGAGCUGGUCAAGGAGCCGGCUCGACGUGUCUGAGGGAGGCCCCGGAGGGGGCGGGGAGGUGGCCCACAGAACGCGCGUUCUGUAAAGAGACGUUGGGAAGAUUCGAUUCCGAGAAGAGGAAGAACCGGAUUGAAAGAGAGCCAGGCCGCUGAGGGGGAGGGGGCUGCCAAGAUGGCGUCGGCCUCCUCCGGGCCAUCGUCUUCGGUCGGUUUUUCAUCCUUUGAUCCCGCUGUCCCUUCCUGUACCUCGUCCUCAGGAGACUGUUGAUUUCUGAGGGAUAUGGUUCCCUUUUUCAGAGAGAAUCUCUUAUAUGUGCUGAUACAGGUUUCAACUUUCUGUGCUGUGGGGUCAGCCGUAAGAGAGCAUCUGGAAUCAAGAGACCCAUGGCAUCUGAGGUGCCUUAUGCCUCUGGCAUGCCCAUCAAGAAAAUAGGCCAUAGAAGUGUUGAUUCCUCAGGAGAGACAACAUAUAAAAAGACAACCUCAUCAGCCUUGAAAGGUGCCAUCCAGUUAGGCAUUACCCACACUGUGGGGAGCCUGAGUACCAAACCAGAGCGUGAUGUCCUCAUGCAAGAUUUCUACGUGGUAGAGAGUAUCUUCUUUCCCAGUGAAGGGAGCAACCUGACCCCUGCUCAUCACUACAAUGACUUUCGUUUCAAGACCUAUGCACCUGUUGCCUUCCGCUACUUCCGGGAGCUAUUUGGUAUCCGGCCCGAUGAUUACUUGUAUUCCCUCUGCAGUGAGCCGCUGAUUGAACUCUGUAGCUCUGGGGCUAGUGGUUCCCUGUUCUAUGUGUCCAGCGACGAUGAGUUCAUUAUUAAGACAGUCCAACAUAAAGAGGCGGAAUUUCUGCAGAAGCUGCUUCCAGGAUACUACAUGAACCUCAACCAGAACCCUCGGACUUUGCUGCCUAAAUUCUAUGGACUGUACUGUGUGCAGGCAGGUGGCAAGAACAUUCGGAUUGUGGUGAUGAACAAUCUUUUACCAAGAUCGGUAAAAAUGCAUAUCAAAUAUGACCUCAAAGGCUCAACCUACAAACGGCGGGCUUCCCAGAAAGAGCGAGAGAAGCCUCUUCCCACAUUUAAAGACCUAGACUUCUUACAAGACAUCCCUGAUGGUCUUUUUUUGGAUGCUGACAUGUACAAUGCUCUCUGUAAGACCCUGCAGCGUGACUGUUUGGUGUUGCAGAGCUUCAAGAUAAUGGAUUAUAGCCUCUUGAUGUCAAUCCAUAAUAUAGAUCAUGCACAACGAGAGCCCUUAAGCAGCGAAACACAAUACUCAGUUGAUACUCGAAGACCGGCCCCCCAAAAGGCUCUGUAUUCCACAGCCAUGGAAUCCAUCCAGGGAGAGGCUCGACGGGGUGGUACCAUGGAGACCGAUGACCAUAUGGGUGGCAUCCCUGCCCGGAAUAGUAAAGGGGAAAGGCUUCUGCUUUAUAUUGGCAUCAUUGACAUUCUACAGUCUUACAGGUUUGUUAAGAAGUUGGAGCACUCUUGGAAAGCCCUGGUACAUGACGGAGACACUGUCUCAGUGCAUCGCCCAGGCUUCUACGCUGAACGGUUCCAGCGCUUCAUGUGCAACACAGUAUUUAAGAAGAUUCCCUUGAAGCCUUCUCCUUCCAAAAAGUUUCGGUCUGGCUCAUCUUUCUCUCGGCGAGCAGGCUCCAGUGGCAACUCCUGCAUUACUUACCAGCCAUCGGUCUCUGGGGAACACAAGGCACAAGUGACAACAAAGGCGGAAGUGGAGCCAGGCGUUCACCUUGGUCGUCCUGAUGUUUUACCUCAGACUCCACCUUUGGAGGAAAUCAGUGAGGGCUCGCCUAUUCCUGACCCCAGUUUCUCACCUCUAGUUGGAGAGACUUUGCAAAUGCUAACUACAAGUACAACCUUGGAAAAGCUUGAAGUUGCAGAGUCAGAGUUCACCCAUUAAGCUCAAAGCCUCAGAAGACCUGGAACAAGAUUCUGCCAUCUCUGUGAUCCCAAGAUGUCAGCCCUUGCCCCCCAGCAAUGCUGAAUUUUCUUCUACUUGGUCAUCAAAAAAGGAGUGUAAUAGAAGCGAGGGGAGCUGCUCCUCCAUCUUCUUCCUAAAGAAGAACCUCCUCUCCUUCCCCUUCCUCAUGAAUGGGCAUUAGUGCCUCAGAGAGUUGAGGACCGCAGCAUCCCCUCCACUCCAGAGUUGGGUGGUACGGAUUUUCAACUGGCUAACCCUUGGCCUCCACAAUUGAAUUUUUUUCAGACCCCCAUUCUUCAUGCUGGAAAUGGGAUUGCUGGACUUGGCAGCUUUCUUUCCCCUCGUCUUUGACCAGGAACUGGACUCUUAAUUUCCUCAGGACAGACUAGCUGGCACAUUAUCCCCACCUUAGUUCUUUCUCUCUGAUCCCUGGAAGAAUACUCCUGUAAUCUUUGUAAAGGUUUUUGGGGGAUAAGGGUGUUUAACCACCUCCCAGCUUUCUUCUUUUUUUUUUUUUUUCCUGAAAAAAGGAAAAAGCGCACAGCACACAAUUUCAAGCCAUUUUCAGAUCAGAACUCCAGAAGUGUUGAGAAGAUGCCUAUUCGUAGGGUUCCCUCAGAAGAGCCAUGGUGUUUGUGAAGAGAAGUGAUUGCUCUGCCAAAAGCAGCUCCUCUUUACACUCCUCCUCUCUUGAUGAAUUUCUUAAGGCUGAAGGAAUGAAGAGAGUGGGACAUGGGGUAAUCUUUAUCCCUUUUAUUAAAACAGGAGGCAGCCAUGGGCUGGGAGAUCAUAGCCCUUCCUAGGCACAAUCCUGUUCACUGCCAGGCUGUGAUAAUUAUUACUAUUUUGCAAUUUGAAAUAUAUUCUGGUUGUUUUUCUAAAUGUGAAGACUUGCCAAAUGAAUUUUAGAUCAUUCUCCAAAGGAGAUUUUUUUGCUCUUCUCGUCUUUUCCAACAGUGUUCUCCUGUUUGUGGAGCUAAGGUAAAGAGGGGACACUUCUGUCUGUUUAACAGGCAGUCCAUAUCUAUGAGGCCAGCAAAUAUUUUCUUAAACUCAUGGGGAGACAGCAGAUUCUUGCCUUGGUGAGGUCAUUGCUGUGCCAUAUGUCCUACCCCCCUGUCUUCAUGCAGGGAAGUUGGAAAUGGGGGCUACAUAUGCCCUCUCCUCCCCUUCUACAAGAGUUGUGGUUUUCCAUCUGAUCCUUCCACUCUUGUCAGGGGAAGAAGGGGGCCUGGUAUCUCAGGCAGAUUGUUGAAUUCCUGUUCUAUCCCUUCUCUAUCACACCCUGCCUUGAUAAUAUGUUAGCCCAUACCCCCAAAUAACUGUCUAUAUUAGACACCCCCAGCCAGUUUCUGGCUGCCUGUCUUUGCUGCCAUGUUUUUUACAAGAAGGAAAGAAUUCUUGCUAUUUUUUUUUCAUAAUUUACUAUUUAUGAUGUAUUUAAGUGUUUUAUUAAGGACAGAGUUCUGUUAGGGGUGGGAGGGAAUAUUUGAGGGAGGGCUGGGUCUUAGGGAAAGGAAUGGAGAAUCAACAUUUUUAUUAAGUGUUACUAUUUGCCUCUACUUUGUAUUGUUCAGAAAUGGCAAAUACAAUAUAAAAGUGAUAUAUGGUUUUAAUGUAAUAAACUUUAAUCAGUUAUUUAGA